Molecule: messenger RNA, 703 nt
Organism: Amborella trichopoda
Lineage: Eukaryota; Viridiplantae; Streptophyta; Magnoliopsida; Amborellales; Amborellaceae
Product: stress-response A/B barrel domain-containing protein At5g22580
Source: RefSeq, a predicted model, not a curated record
AUAUAUUUGUGAAGCUAUUGAGGCAAAGAAGGGAAAGAAGUUUCGGAGAGAUGGGUGGUGGUGAUAUGAAGCAUUUGGUUUUGGUGAAGUUCAAAGAGGCCAUCUCUGUUCAAGAAAUUAUUGAAGGCAUGGAACGCCUGGCCUCUGAGGUGGAAUAUGUAAAGGCUUUUGAAUGGGGACAAGAUGUGGGUUCAGAGGAGCUCCUGAGGCAAGGUUUCACUCAUGUGUUCAUCUUGACAUUUGGGAGCCAUGAAGAUUUUAUGGCAUAUUCAUCACAUCCUUCUCACUUGGAAUUUGCAGGAAAGUUCAUGGCUACAAUUGAGAAGGUCAUAGUGUUUGAUUAUACUCCUGUUCUCAUGAAAUCAAUGGACGAAAAGCUUGCGUGAUUAUGAAUAAGUGUGUUUCUUAUGUGCUUUGAUGUUUUAAGAGAGUAUAAGGUUGUGCAUGUUGUCCUAUUUUGUGAUCUUGUAUCGGGAAAGGCUAAUGAUAUUGGGAUUGGGCCUCUGGGCUUAAUUGUCUAUGGUCUUGAACAUAGCGAUAUACAUUUUUUUUUUUUUAAGAUAAAGUCUAAUAUAAGUGCAAUAUCACAAGACAAUUUCAAGAGAGAAUUGAUAUCAAAGUUUGAGAAUUUUGAAGCUACAUUUUGGAUUCUGCAAAGAAGUUGUAUAUUUGGAGCUAAAGAAAUGGAUUGAUUAGGGGUUCA